UGUUCUUCCAUAAUGAGACACUUUAUAACAGGACGUCAGCGCUGGGAUCAAUCUAGUCAGAGGAGGACUUUACAGGAAGGAGGAGAUCCGCUGUUGGACUCUAUCAGGAGGAAAACUUGCAUCGCUUCUUGCUUUUUGCUUCUUUUCUGGGAUACGAGCCUCUCGCCUAUAAUCUGAGAAGAUGCUGAUCCUGCUGCUGGGAAUCGUCUUCCUGCACAUUGCUGCUCUUGUUCUCCUGUUUGUCUCAACAAUCGUCAGUGUAUGGACAACAGCAGAAGAUGGCACCGCAGACCUCUGGAAAAACUGUACGUUGGACGCUAUGGGAUACGUCUGCAGCGGAGCAUCAACUGGAGGUCGGACAGCUGCAUGUUUCUCUACAUUUAGCCGCCAAGUUCUGUAUCUGCAUGUUUUUCAUGGUUUAAAAUCUUUGGUGAGGAAAGGGCAGCCCGAUCCAGCUUCAGAAACAUUUUCCUGCUCACCAGCGCUGUUAUUCUACGCUUCUUCUUCAGGUCUGUUCGUGAUGAGCGGCGCCAUCAUCUACACGGUAAUGAGUCCGGGUUGGGUGCCGAAGGAUAACACGUUCGGCUACUCCUACAUCCUGGCGUGGGUGGCCUUCCCUCUGGCCCUCAUCAGCGGACUCAUCUACGUCAUCUUAAGGAAGCGAGAAUGAACCGCCCCUCCAUCCCAGUGCUCCCAGUAACCCUAUGAAGAUCCCUUCUGAAGUUUAAGUUGUGAAGCCAAUAUCAAAGAAGUAACACCAAAGAAAACCCAAUUCAGAAUACCAAUACUGUCUGUUUAAAGAUGUAUAUAGUAUCUAUGGUUAAAACCUAUUUAUAACACUUUUUACAUGUAUGUACAUAGUUUUUGUGUUGCUCUGUUGAUACUAUGGGCUUUGUUUUAGCUGAAAAAUGCCUGUCUUUGUUUAUAAGUAUGAUAUUAUAAAAAAAGCUGUUUUAUUUUGCCAUUUGGUUUGCAUAACUGCCAAAGUUUUAGAGUAAGCAAAAAAACUUGUCAUAGUAACUAUAUGCAUGUUUAGAAAUAUGAGAGACUAAUAAUAGAGUUAACAUCUUAGAGUGUAGCAUAGCUUUUUCUGUUUCCCAGUUUGCAAGUCAUUUAGUGUUUUUUUUAUUUUAUUGUUUUAAACGAAAAUAUGGUGCUAUAUAAUUAUCAUUCCUUUUACUGAUAGCAAUUAUACAAAACGCAGUUAUUUUGUUUGUAUUCAGUUUGAAAUGAUUCUAGAAAAAUGAAACAGAGGAACACUU
This is a messenger RNA of Cyprinodon variegatus (sheepshead minnow), 1262 nucleotides long. Its product is annotated as peripheral myelin protein 22-like. Gene Ontology annotation, cellular component: plasma membrane. The transcript has 4 exons. NCBI's taxonomy places the organism in Eukaryota, Metazoa, Chordata, Actinopteri, Cyprinodontiformes, Cyprinodontidae. The record is from RefSeq and is a predicted model, not a curated record. Bases 182 to 670 code for a protein of 162 amino acids.